Molecule: messenger RNA, 294 nt
Organism: Ilex paraguariensis (yerba mate)
Lineage: Eukaryota; Viridiplantae; Streptophyta; Magnoliopsida; Aquifoliales; Aquifoliaceae
Source: the annotation of a GenBank genome assembly
AUGGUUGGAGCUAAGAAAAGGUCAGUGGGGGAAACAAGUGUUGCAAGUGUUGCUCUCACGGUCAAGGGCCAGGAUGGCAAUGAGGUCUUUUUCAGAAUAAAACGCAGCGCCAGGUUACAGAAGCUCCUGAUGGCUUACUGUGAGAGGAAACAAUUAGACUACAGAUCCAUGGAGUUUCUGUUCAAUGGCGAGCGCAUUCCUACAAGACAAUCCCCUGAUGACCUUAAAUUGGAGGAUGGUGAUCAAAUUGAUGCUAUGAAGCACCACACUGGAGGUGGCUACGGACGCCUCUGA